AUGGUUGCUGGAAAACGGAACACUGGAAAGUGGUUGUGCAGAUGCACUUGCUCCACUUUCGAGGAGUUCAGACAAACUUCACCGUCACUGCCAAGGAAUCGCUACCCCACAUCUCACCCGACAGAGUACCAGAUCAUGGGGUUCAUCAACACCAGAACGGUGUUUAUGAACUUUUUGGCAAACUCACUCAACGCACCAGGCGAGCUCUUCACUCUACUCUCGGUUGGAACGACGUCGAGGAAUCGGACGGAAGUCAAGUUCUUUGUGAUCAGCUUGGACGCCAACCAAUGUGAAAACAGAACGCUGGUGGAGCUUCUGAAAAAGUUGAAUUUUCACGAAGUAUUCCAAAGAAUGUUGCCACACUUCCACAUAUACAAAGUGUAUCUCGGAGGACUGGAAGACUGCCUUCAAUACCUCGAACCGGUCAAGUCGGCACUCCGCUUGGAGCCUCGAAAUUUUCAUUCCGCGGUACCCGAUCAAAAAGUUGCCAGAGCACAAUUUGCAAGACUCUAUCCAGAGUACAAGUAUCUCGUCAUAGAUGAACACGUGUAUUUCGUAUGUGUUAUAGUCGAACUGGUCCACGUCAUAUUCUUGUUCUCUUGUUUCUUCCGGUUGGGUCUCGGAAUGAUUACAGUAAUUCUAUUGAUCUGGAUGCCGAGUAGAUCACUACACAGAUUCGAUUUAUCGACAAAAACUAGAAUGAUGCAUAUGCAACUAAUUCGAAGUUUGUGUUAUCAGAUCUCUGUUCCAAUUCUUGCAUUUUACGGUCCUGUUUUUGUGGUGAUUGCUCCACUGAUGUUCACGAUACCGAAUACUCAAAUAUCCUCCUGUAUCUCUUUACUUUUUAUGUCAUUCCACACAUUCUUGGGUACAAUCAGUAUGCUUUAUUUCAAUCGUCAUUAUCGACACUGGUUGAUUUCCGCGGUCUCUCCUGUGGCUAUCCAAGCCGAGGAAAAUGCAAAUAAGGAACUGGAAAUUCUGGAAGUCCCGGCGGCAGAUCAUCAGAGCAACUCGGAUAGAAAUGUUGAAACCAUUUUUCUUUGUAUAAAUUUCGUUUAG
This is a messenger RNA of Caenorhabditis remanei, 1059 nucleotides long. RefSeq lists its product as uncharacterized. Lineage: Eukaryota; Metazoa; Nematoda; Chromadorea; Rhabditida; Rhabditidae. Bases 1 to 1059 code for a protein of 352 amino acids. The transcript has 6 exons. The record is from RefSeq and is a predicted model, not a curated record.